Messenger RNA from Alternaria incomplexa, 2400 nucleotides. RefSeq lists its product as uncharacterized. Bases 1 to 2400 code for a protein of 799 amino acids. The record is from RefSeq and is a predicted model, not a curated record. The transcript is spliced from 3 exons. NCBI's taxonomy places the organism in Eukaryota, Fungi, Ascomycota, Dothideomycetes, Pleosporales, Pleosporaceae.
AUGUCCACUUCCAACAACCCUCCAGCCCCGGCGCCCUAUAGCUUCGAUGCUGCGCGCGCCUCGUCGCUGAACGCUGCCAGCUCCCCGAACCCCUAUGGCCCGUCUCACGAACCUCCACCUCCACCAUCCUUCGCGCGGCCCCAAAUGCCUCCUCCAUCGUCCCCCACACAGCAGCAUCUCCAUGCAUCCCAGUCGCAGCGUCCACAAUACACCUCCAACUUUGGCGCCAACAGAGAGCUUCCUGGCCUAGGUCAGGCGUUGCGACCGGGAAGCAGCAUGUCCAUCUCAUCUCUUAUCGGCGGCGGCGGUGACACAGGUGCGCUCAACCAAACAGCGCAAUCACAGCCCUCGCCUCCCACCAACGCCCCAGUACCCAACGGCCACAGCAUGCAGCCACCUUCGCCUCGACGUGGCCUGCCCGCUAGUUCACGGUCGGAUUUCCCUCUGUUUCGCCGUCAACCCACCCCAGAACGCAACAUGUACGCCAGCAAUACCUCGCGGCCAUCUGAAGGUCAUGCCUUCUCGGCCGGCUCACCCAGACAGUCCUACAGCAACCAUGGCUCGCCUGAUCCGGGCCGCCAGUCGCUGCCACCAACGACGCAAUCCUACAAGCCCAUGAACUUCGCCGGCCACCGCCCCUACGCGCAAGAUACAGGUCGACAGCCUGCCGCGAAUGUCCCACCCCGACCGAAUAGCCAACCGAUGGGCCCUCUGGCAAACACCGAACAAGAGGGCAGAUCUUCGUACGACGGGUUUCCAGGCCGGCGCAGCGUCUACGGGCCAAACGAGGAGCGGCGGCGCACACUGGGGGAGUCGCACCACGCAAGGCCCAAUGCUGCAGAACUCUUAGCAGGCACCAACCACAAUGCUUCUGAGAGGGAUCGGCCCGUGACUGUUCACCCUGUGUCGCAGUCUGGCUUCAGUCCACCGCAGGCGCAGCGCAACAUCUCUGGCUCAUCCGAACCUCCACGCAGUCUGUGGCGCCAAUCAGCGCCCACCGGUGCUGUCCAUGAACCACCUCAUGACAGUCGCGCAGAGGAACCUCCGCCGAUGCAUCGCACCUAUGGCCCGUACCCCCCAUCCAUGCUGGGCGCUCCCCGAUAUGGCGCCCAAAGUUCAGAGGAUAUGUUGCGACGCAGUGUAGACCAGUUGGGCCAUCGCGUAGUCGAGCAGUACCACGCUCCUCCUACCUCCGACCCCAACUCCCUAGAGCGACAGAGGACCGAGCCACUCGCACGCUCUCUAUCCUCCAGCGGAAGAUCGCUCUAUGAUCAGCCUUCCAGGAUGGGUGAGGCCAUGCAACACUCGAAAUCGCACAUUGGCUUUGGUUUGGAGGCGAGCAGACGAACGGGCAGAGCGUCUCCGCUUCCACAGGCUGUUCAAGGUGCCUCGGCGCAGCCCUUCUCCGUUGGCAAAGAUCCUGGAAUCAAGAGCGAAUUCGGGCGCAUGUUCUCCGGUCUCGGCAGCGGGCUGGGAUCGACGACCCCAUCGCGGGGAAGUCCCAUGCCACAGAACGGCCAGGGCUCAUUUGAAUCGGACAACGGCGAAAUGAUGAGAAGAAUCGGUUCCCAGCAAGGAAGGAAGCCGAAGCGAGUCAAGGAUGAGGAGGGAAUCUUCGACAUCGAGACUACUGAUGGUAGAGGAACACCCGUAACAAAGAUCCUGACCAAGGUCCAUGACGUACAGCCUGUUCUUGACGACGCUGCGAAACGCCCUCGCAAACAUCUUGGAUCACAGCUGUACGAUGCAAAGACAGAACUGCCCAAGCCCAACUCAUCGUUAGAUGACCAGUUCGGAUACGCCUCGAAACCUCAACGGCUGCCUCGUUUCGACGUCAAUCCCAUCAAUUGCACUUUUACUAUCAGAGUGCCGCGUUACUACCUGAAGCCACGACAACGCCAGCACGUCGUGUUAGAGAGGCAUCUUUGGGGUGCGCGCGUGUAUCGCGACGAUUCAGAUCCUAUUGCUGCUGCGAUCCACUCUGGAUGGAUCCGUGGUGAAUGGGAUGAUACUGUCGACGUCACCAUGCUCGACCCACGCAUCACUGCGCCCAACGACCCAGCCGAUGCUGCUGACGUUCUAACGAAGGUGCCAGCGGCCCCUGUGACACCACCCGCCGAUAUGGACUUGCAGAUUGAGAUACUCAUCUUGCCACAACUUCAGGAGUACACUGGUUCCGUCGAAUAUGGCAUCUCAAGCAGGAAGAGCAAGGCUCAUGAGGGUCUCAGCUUCAUGAUCAAUAAGAUUCGAUGGGUUGAGGAAGGCAUCGGCAGCCGAGGACAAGAACGAACAGCAGCGGCAUUGAAGCGACGAUUGGAUGCCAGCGCGACUCUGCUUGCUUUGCAAAGGGGAAUCGACAACACGCACAGGGUCAAUGGCAUGACCAAACUACAUGCUUGA